UGUCAACACAUCCUGUACGGUCAUCUCUCUCGUGGAUGAUUCAUCCUGCGCCACACCACACCACACCCCACCCUGCAAUCAUCCAUUUUUCACCCGCCCUCCUCUCCUCUCCUCUCCUCUCAUCUCAUCUGCUGGAUAAUAAUGUCGUCUCUCACCUCCAAUCCCCUCCAUUUCCCCCUCCUCAGAAACCCUAGAACCACUUUCACAAUCUCCAAUUCUCCGCACUUCGCCCUCUUCUCCAACCUAGCUUCUUCCUCAGACGAUUCCGCCAAAUCCUCGCUCCGCAUUUCCGCAGAUUCCUCUCCCAAAUCUCGUUUUGUCGCUCGCAGGACUGAGUCCGUCUCCGUCCGCCAGCUCCAGCGCCCGCUGAUUGAGUAUAUGAGCUUGCCGGCGAGUCAAUACUCGGUGCUGGAUGCGGAGAGAAUAGAGCGAGUCGAUGACGAUACCUUCAAGUGCUAUGUGUAUAGAUUCAAGUUUUUCACUUUCGAGGUUUGUCCGGUUUUGUUGGUGAGAGUGGAGGAGCAGCCUAAUGGUUGCUGUAUUAAACUCUUGUCUUGUAAGCUUGAGGGCUCCCCAAUUGUUGUUGCGCAGAAUGACAAAUUCGAUGCUUUAAUGGAGAAUAAGAUAACUUGCGGUGGCAGAAGGGGUGAUUCAUCAAUUCAAACAUUGACGUCUGAUGCAGUCAUUGAGGUCAGCAUUGAAGUUCCUUUUGCAUUUCGUGCAAUUCCAGCUCAGGCCAUUGAAGCUACUGGAUCCCAAGUGCUUGGACAGAUACUAAAAGCCAUGCUCCCUCGAUUUAUGGCGCAGUUAGUGAAGGAUUACCAAGCUUGGGCUUCCGGGGACACGUCGAGGCAGCCUCUUGGGACAGGUGAGAUCUAGAAGAAUUAAUGAAUCCAACCAGUUAAUCUCUACUGUAUUUAUUGUAGGUUCUUUGCUAUGUCUCCGUUGUGUUUUUAUGUUGGAUAUGAAAGUAUGUUAUUCCCUUAAAGUUGUUCACUUGGAACGAUGGUUCGUAAAUAUUAUUAAAAAAAUUAAAAUAAUGUACACACAUUAAUAUAAUGAGUUUGUUUAUUUCA
Andrographis paniculata is the source of this 1076-nucleotide messenger RNA. RefSeq lists its product as uncharacterized. Lineage: Eukaryota; Viridiplantae; Streptophyta; Magnoliopsida; Lamiales; Acanthaceae. The record is from RefSeq and is a predicted model, not a curated record. The coding region runs from base 142 to 879 and encodes 245 amino acids. The transcript has 6 exons.